AUGCAACAAGUUGGUGAACCAUUUCCCAGUGAAGAGUUACGUGGAUCAAACGACUACCAGGGGUGUAAGUGGUACAGAACAGAAGGGGUACACAGCUCCAUGGACAGUAACAUUGUUUCCACUGGCGCCGCAUGCGAGUAUUCGGGUCCUUGCGUUCUGCGUUCAUUCAGAACUGCCCCUGCCAUAUCAUGGGAGUCUUUUCAAGUCAUUCGUAAAGGGAAGGUUGUACUGGGCGGGGCACAUGAGGGAGCAAUCGCAGAGGACCUCGCCAAACUAUCCAACAUCUACAACAAAACCGACGGCCCUACUAGUACUAAUACCAAUUCGAAUAAUCCCUCGGGUGCACGCGGUAACGACAUUAACCUACCGGUGAAGUCUAUCGGCAAGUUCUUGGAGGAUCAGCUGCCUGGGUUAUGCGAUAAACGAGGUGAUUCACUUUAUCGUGGUGCUACAUUUCUGCUCUUGGGGGUCUUGACAGGGAAUAUUGCCCUCGCCGAACGGUGUCUUGAGUGGGGGGCGAACCCAAAUGAAAUGAGCUUCCUCAGCGAACCCUUUGCUACUCUGGAUCAGAUGCGGCAUGGCUACAGCCCCAUGUUUGUUGCCAUCAUAACAGGUAAUAUUGCUAUGAUGAAUUUACUACAUAGCGCAGGUGGAAGCCUCAUUGUGUACGACCGCUGGGGUCGCACGCCCCUGCAUGCUGCUUUGGCACUUGCUGACAGGGAAGUGAUCCAGUGGCUGGUAGAAAAGGGAGCUCCACGUUGCCUUGGCAAUACCGCUCCUGUGCUGCAGGGCGUCACGAUGUGCCCUGAUUUGUCUCCAGUAAACCUCGCGCUAAACCCCCGUCCUAAACUGAGCAUUGGCCACCAGGUUGGUUUACCCGGGAACGACGAAGCAAAGAUUGUAGACAUGAAAGAGGGAGAUACAGAGAAGGCCGCAUUGUGCCAUUGUUGGUCAGGGUUGCCGAAGGGAUACUGCGGUUGCAUAGAUGACAUGUUCCUUCGAUGGUCCUACGAUCGCCUACACUCGCGCUGGCAACCAGGGAUAACUUUCACCGAGACAUCUGCGGCCCACCCGUCAAAGGCUUCAAAACGACCGAAGGCGGCCUAG
Messenger RNA from Trypanosoma brucei brucei TREU927, 1107 nucleotides. RefSeq lists its product as hypothetical. The transcript has a single exon. Gene Ontology annotation, molecular function: protein binding. NCBI's taxonomy places the organism in Eukaryota, Euglenozoa, Kinetoplastea, Trypanosomatida, Trypanosomatidae. Gene Ontology annotation, biological process: regulation of apoptotic process. The record is from RefSeq and is a predicted model, not a curated record. Gene Ontology annotation, cellular component: nucleus. The coding region runs from base 1 to 1107 and encodes 368 amino acids.